Molecule: messenger RNA, 1343 nt
Organism: Zerene cesonia (dogface butterfly)
Lineage: Eukaryota; Metazoa; Arthropoda; Insecta; Lepidoptera; Pieridae
Product: GRIP and coiled-coil domain-containing protein 2
Exons: 9
Coding region: 1-1143 (380 amino acids)
Biological process (GO): cilium assembly
Cellular component (GO): axoneme; ciliary basal body
Source: RefSeq, a predicted model, not a curated record
AUGGCCGAGACGAAGACCAAACAUUCUACAAAAGAUGCUGAAUCUGAUGAAAGUGACAGCCUUGAAGCGGCUGACAGCUCCUGCGAGCAAAUAGGCCGUGGAAUAUUAAAAACGGCCCCCAUCGCAAUAAACAGAGAUGAAUAUUUACAAGCCUACAGAGAUCUGUCGUUUGAUCGCUACCAGUUACAGCUCAAGAACAACUUACUUCAUAGAAGACUUGCCGAAUAUUAUAAAAAACGAAAGCUGGACCACGUUUUAAAACCUUUAGAAGGAGCGGCAGACUUGGAAGAGAAGUACCAGCAAACUCUUUUUAGUUACGAAGAGUUGAAAGAAAAGGAAGAAAGAGAAAUGCUUGAUAUAAAAUCAAAAUUACAAGCUGUGCAGGUGCAAUACGGCGAUAAAUUAGAACAUGCUGAAAAGAGUUUUAAUACUCUGCAGCAUUUGGAGAAAACCACAGGCACAGGUCUUAUCUAUUCAAAGAAGGGUAAACCAAUCGCUGAGAAGACGGUCGAGAGGUUUUUGACAUUGCAAAGACGCAAAAGCGAGCAGGCUUCCGCUCUCUGCUUGCGUUACAUCCGAUGUAGAAAUGCCGUCGCCGAGCUGGAGAGUUACGUUCGAAAGCUGGAGACCCUCGGUCCAGGGCUGUAUGUGGCACAGUAUGAACAACUGCACAUUGACCAUCAGAAUUUUAUGACUAAAAUUGAAGAAAGGGAGGAUGAAUUGAUUAAGAAUCGUGCGAAAUGCACUGAGCAUAAUCAAAUGCUAGCUCACAUCAGGGAGAAGAUGCACCACACCGACGAAGUGAUUGAUUUCGCCGAGUGUGACCUCGGUGAUGCUGAAAUUGAGUUUUUGAGAGCUCGAGAGGAUUUGGGACAAGUGAAGAGUCGCCGCGACAAACUGCGCUGGUCGCUGCAAGGGGAGCGAAUGAAAGCUGGUUUGCUAACGAGAAAAGACCUCUUGCGUGACUACCAAAAUGCUACUGAUGAGGUCGACCAACUUAGAGAAAGAAAAGACAAGCUGCAGGAUCAAGUAAAAGAAAUCACAAAGCAAGUCAGAGCAGCGCGAAAACGUAUGCUGAUUCAUCACACGGCCAGUGAACACACUGAUAACAGGGAGACUCCAUCGACCUCACCAAUUAAAUAGUAAAAGGCCCACAUAUUAACGAAAAAGCAAAGUUAAGUCAAUUUCAGAUCCAACAACGAAAUUCUAGCAUCCAAUAUUGAACAUUACACAUACGAAAAUUGCUGAGCCCGACAGUUGUGUGUAAGAUUAUAGAUAUUAUGGAUGACAGACGGCCUAAUAAACUGUAUUUCUGCCUGAUGUAGCCGCAUAAAUAUUUGAUC